Messenger RNA from Tricharina praecox, 935 nucleotides. RefSeq lists its product as uncharacterized. NCBI's taxonomy places the organism in Eukaryota, Fungi, Ascomycota, Pezizomycetes, Pezizales, Pyronemataceae. The record is from RefSeq and is a predicted model, not a curated record. The coding region runs from base 351 to 842 and encodes 163 amino acids. The transcript is spliced from 2 exons.
UGUGAUUGUGCUCGUGCGCUAGCGACUUUUCUUCUGGCCCUGUAGUUGGAGUCUCAUCCUGAGGCUUGUCGUUAUGAACCAAGUUCUCCACCGCCGUAUUCGACUUAGGUUUUGCAAGAGGUCUCGACGGCGGGAGAGUCUUGUUGCUGGUUGUCCCUCCACAAUCCACAGAGUUUUUCUCGAUCACAUCACCCUCAACCUGCUUCUCCGCAGCUUUUGCCUUCGGCUUUGGUCUCGCCCUCGGCUUCGUCGGUUUCUUCGCUUCUUUGACGGUGACUGCAAGUAUAUUUUCCUUCUCCCCUCCGUCCCGAUCUUCAGCCUUGUCAUCAACUAUCCCUGUUUCCGCAUUCAUGCCUUCCGCCUCCACAACUUUUGCUUUCGGCUUUGGUUUGGCCCUCGACUUCGUCGGUUUCUUCACUUCUUCGACGAUUACUGCAACUUCUUUCUCCUUCUCCCCAGCAUCCCCAUCUUUAGCCUUCGUACUAACUAUCCCGGUGACCAAGUUUAUGCCCUCCGCUUCAGCCUUGUCACCCACUACCCAUUGGAAAACGUUUAGGCCUUCCGCCUCCACAACUUUCGCUUUCGGCUUUGGUCUGGCUCUCGGCUUUGCUUGCUUCUUCGCUGUACUGCUGACGGCCGCUUCUUUAUCCUCUAGGCUUCGCCGGCGCACGCUUCUUUCUGGGGGGCGUAACUUCAGGCGUCAACAACCUCUGAGGUCUAGGCACGAUCGUGGGCUUUUCGAGGGGUGGGAGUGCAAGAAGCUCGUGCAUAUCCACAGUCUCCAUCUUGCGUUGGGAGAAAGAGAUUGGCAAACGCGGAGGCGGGACUCCAUCGUCGUCUAGAGAUGAAGUGGCAUGGAACGGAGAAUGCAGCUGGGGCUGAGGCUGGUAUGCGUGCUGGGUAAUGUGGGACGUUUGAGAAGAAAAUGUUUGUCG